This is a messenger RNA of Penicillium macrosclerotiorum, 3540 nucleotides long. RefSeq names its product GTPase-activating protein LRG1. Bases 1 to 3540 code for a protein of 1179 amino acids. The transcript has 6 exons. NCBI's taxonomy places the organism in Eukaryota, Fungi, Ascomycota, Eurotiomycetes, Eurotiales, Aspergillaceae. The record is from RefSeq and is a predicted model, not a curated record. Gene Ontology annotation, biological process: signal transduction; actin cytoskeleton organization. Gene Ontology annotation, cellular component: cytoplasm.
AUGCCCCCUGGUGAACUCCCGGCCAGCCUGGUCGCAGGCAAACCCACCCCGACGGUGAACACCUCCGGCUAUGGAAGCAGCUAUCAGAAAAACACCCCAACUUCUCCCGAAGACAGCCUGAUCCCUUUCGACUCCCCCACUACCCGCACAGCAGGCAACAGCCCUCUGGGCCCAGAGGAUCGCUCUCCCCGUGGCCUGGAGCCGGAACAACCAGGUUUUCGGGAUCGAUCCAACAUUCGGGAUCGGUCACGUCCCAAUGGACGCACUCACAACAAGUCACCGGGCUCAUCCCGCUUGUGUCAAAAGUGUAAUGAGCCCCUCACGGGCCAGUUUGUCCGUGCUUUGGGUGGAACUUUCCAUCUUGAAUGUUUCAAAUGCGAGGAUUGCGGUGAAAUUGUUGCCUCAAAGUUCUUCCCCGUCGACUCCGAAGAUGGGAGCUGUCAAUUCCCACUCUGCGAGACGGAUUACUUUCGACGACUGAACCUGCUCUGCCACGAGUGCGGUGGGGCCCUUCGAGGCUCUUACAUCACUGCGCUAGAUCGCAAGUAUCACAUUGAGCAUUUCACCUGCUCAGUAUGUCCCACCGUCUUUGGUGCCCAGGAUUCAUACUAUGAGCAUGAGGGCAAGGUCUACUGUCAUUUUCACUACUCGACACAAUUUGCUCAGCGUUGCCAUGGCUGUCACACGGCGAUUCUCAAACAAUUCGUGGAGAUCUUCCGCAAUGGACAAAAUCAACACUGGCACCCUGAAUGUUACAUGAUUCAUAAAUUCUGGAAUGUACGACUAUCACCUACCGGGCAAACGUGGGAGCCGCCUCCUACGGGUGCGGAUGCCACCCCCGAAGAGCGUGAAAAUAUCCGAAAGGCAGAGGAUGUGAUGGAAGAAAAAGUCUACAAUAUUUGGAGCACGCUCUCUACCUUUGAAGAAUCAUCGGCUGCGUGCAUCUCUGAUAUGCUAUUGCACGUCAGUAACGGCGCUUACAUCGAUGGUGUCCUCGUAGCCAAGCGCUUCAUUGCCCACGUGGAGAUUCUGUUUGCUGCCGUUGAUGAAUUAGCUGCGUAUAUCAAAUCCCAUGGCGUCAAGGAAUUGUCAUAUGGCCGGGAGGCCAAAUUGCUUUGCAAGAAGAUCGUAGCUUUUUUCGCCCUACUCUCGAAGACACAAGAGACUGGGGUCCGGAAACUGGGGGUUACUCAAGAGUUACUGUCUUUGGUGACGGGCCUCGCCCAUUAUCUCAAGCUUCUUAUCCGCAUUGGCCUGCAGGGUGCCUUGAAGCUUGAGAGAGACCAAUCGGCGCCGGAUGGUCUGAACAAUUUCCUCGCUCAUCUCGCCAACCAGGAGUCCCUUGCACCGUUGGAAGAGGAUGAAAAUGCGCCUGUUGAUCUGAUGGCCGGAGUUGAGGGACUGGCUGACCAACUGUCCGACUGCUGCGCUACGUGCAAGGAACCCAUAGAUGAUGAAUGUGUUCGGUGCGGGGAUAACCGCUGGCAUAUCAAACCGCCUCAUGUGACAUGUUCCUCGUGUGAGAAGGAUUUGAGCUCUGACCUGCCAGAUGCAUUAUUCAAUGAAAGUGAUGGACGCAUCUAUUGCACCGCGUGUGCUCAUCAAAAUAACGUCAGUUCGACGGCACAGGCUGGUUUCGUUCAAGUUUCCAAACUACAGCAAUUUGUAUUCCUCUUGCGGGUCGCACUGGCUCGACUUUUGGCUGUUCUUCGUGCGGGGGUACUUUGCCUCACACAUCCGUAUGAGAAUAAGGAGGGAUAUCGCGCGCAGCCCGGCAUGGUCCGCCGGUCCAACACACGGUCUCAGUCGUAUAGCGGCUCUCGUGAAGGUAUGGAAGAGUCAUCAUUGGAGCAGACUGUCGGCGAAAUGCGUCGCCUACGCUCCAUUCGCAAUGAACGCACUCUUUCUACCACGUACAAGAAGGCUCGGGCAUCCCGGAUCAUUGAUGGCCCGGAAGGUAGAAGUGCUCGUCCGGGAUCUUCUGGAAAUGAUGGCAGUGAUCCUCGUGGUCCUGGAUUCCAAAUUGUUGAAGAAAGAGAUGCAAAUGGCGAGACCGUGAAAGACUUGACCUUUGGCACCCAGGAUGCCCUGACCCUGGAUGACAUCCCGCGCAUUGUUGCAGCUGAGCAGGCCAAGGAACAGCGGCCCAAUGCAUACCGACAUGCUGGUACCAAACUGAUUGAGGCUAAUGAAGGAAUGCCCAAGUAUAAGCCCGGCCAUCAACGUGGGGUCUCAAACAGUAACAUGGAUAUGCUUAUUGAUCCUACCAUUCGAAGCAAGCGGUACUUUUCGGAGCUUACGGCUUUGGAAUACUUUAUUGUCCGUCAUGUUGCUGUGUUGUCUAUGGAACCCCUACUUGAGGGCCAAUUCAACAUGGAGGAGCUGCUUUCCCUGAUUGAAUCGCGAAAGCCAACAAUCUGGAACAUAUUUGGACGUGCCUUCAAAGAUCCCAAGAAGGGUGGCAAGAAGAAGGGCGUCUUCGGUGUCAGCCUGGAUUACCUGGUAGAGAAGGAGGGAACUGAAUCGUCUCAUGGCGUUGGGCCUGGUGCAUUACGAAUCCCUGCGCUUGUAGACGAUGCAGUUUCUGCAAUGCGCCAGAUGGACAUGUCGGUUGAAGGUGUUUUCCGAAAGAAUGGCAAUAUUCGUCGACUCAAGGAUCUUGCCGAGUCAAUCGACACCAAGUAUGAGCAGGUGGAUUUAGCCAAGGAAAACCCUGUGCAAAUUGCAGCCCUUUUGAAGAAAUUCCUUCGUGAGAUGCCAGAUCCGCUCAUGACCUUCAAGCUGCAUCGCCUGUUUGUUACUGCACAAAAACUCCCCGAUCCUGAAAUACAAAAGCGAGUUCUGCAUCUCACCUGCUGCCUUUUGCCAAAGGCCCAUCGUGACACGAUGGAAGUCCUAUUCGCUUUCCUCAACUGGACGUCUUCUUUCUCGCACAUUGAUGAAGAGUCAGGCAGCAAAAUGGACAUUCAUAACCUGGCUACUGUUAUGACACCGAACAUUCUUUACCCCAACGCAAAGAACAGCACUGUGGAUGAGAGUUUCCUAGCUAUCGAGGCAGUCAAUGCGCUGAUCACGUAUAAUGAUACUAUGUGUGAGAUUCCGGAGGACUUGCAAUCUAUUCUCAGCGAUUCCACCCUCUUUAGGGAGAAUGCUGAAGUGACGACAAAGGAAAUUUUGAAGCGUUACGGUGAUAUUGCUCGAGGCAGCUUCUCGACAAGACCAGAUAAUGGCGGAGAGACCUUCACCAUUACCAGCUCCAACCGAAAUCAACAGAGCACCCCGACAUCUGCACGUAUCGAGACAGACCCAUCCCAGGAUGCCGCCUGGCAGAUGCAGAGUUCAGUUCGUCAUGUUCCCGGGCCUGGUGGAAGCCACUCUCAUUCCUCCAGCGCUACUCCCCAGGCUGGAUUGGACUUCGGCCCACAACCCGGCUUUCGCCGUGAGCGAAGCACUAGUAACGGCAGCCAACCCGCAUCGGAUAAUCAACAAUCCCUUCCUUAUCGGGCCCGUCCCAGCCCCGGGAUGGGUGUGACCGGUUAG